Molecule: messenger RNA, 1148 nt
Organism: Patella vulgata (common limpet)
Lineage: Eukaryota; Metazoa; Mollusca; Gastropoda; Patellidae
Product: tubulin alpha chain-like
Biological process (GO): mitotic cell cycle; microtubule cytoskeleton organization
Cellular component (GO): cytoplasm; microtubule
Molecular function (GO): GTP binding; structural constituent of cytoskeleton
Source: RefSeq, a predicted model, not a curated record
CAGAGAAAGCCUACCAUGAACAGCUUUCUUGCCGAUAUAACAAACUCUUGUUUUGAACCAGCCAACCAGAUGGUAAAAUGUGAUCCUCGUCAUGGAAAAUACAUGGCCUGCUGUAUGUUGUACCGAGGCGAUGUUGUCCCAAAGGAUGUCAAUGCUGCCAUUGCCACAAUCAAGACCAAGAGAACUAUUCAGUUUGUCGACUGGUGUCCAACUGGUUUCAAAGUCGGUAUCAACUACCAACCACCAACUGUUGUACCAGGAGGGGAUUUAGCCAAGGUGCAGAGAGCCGUUUGUAUGUUGAGUAACACCACUGCUAUUGCCGAGGCCUGGGCUCGCCUAGAUCAUAAAUUUGAUCUUAUGUAUGCCAAGAGAGCUUUCGUUCACUGGUAUGUUGGUGAAGGUAUGGAAGAGGGUGAGUUCUCAGAGGCCAGAGAAGAUUUGGCUGCUCUGGAGAAGGAUUAUGAAGAAGUUGGUGUCGAUUCUGUUGAAGGUGAAGGGGAAGACGAAGGUGAAGAAUACUAAACCAAUAGCAUUUGUCAUUCAUAUUUAAGGCUUUCAUUUUUAUACGCCCACUUUGAUAAUUGGUAGUAUAUUGUCGUCCACUCGUCCAUAAUACAUUGGAUGAAGUUAAUAUCCGAUUGUCUUUAGAUUUAUACACAGCAAUUAAGGUCAUAAGCCGAAGAAUCCUAUUGAUUUUCAACGAUUUCCGAUAGUUACACUUCCAGAAUUAUAGACCUUGAUCACUUUGAAAAAUCCUGUGGAUGCCCUGGAGACCAAUCAUCCGAUUGAUUUAAAAUUUAUACACCGUGUGUAUUUAAGGUUGUAAGACGAAGACUCCUUUUGAUUUUCAAGGAUUUCUGGUAAUUACUGCCAGAGUAAUGGCUCUUGGUCAAUUUAAAAAAAAAUUGUGGAUGCUUUGCAGGACAGUUAUCAUUCAAUUGACUUUAAUUGUAUACACAGUUGCGCGACAACCCUUCUUGACUGUCCAGACGACUUAAUUGCUGGGCGUAUGUUUCGUUGCUUGGCAACUUAUCUUUUUAUUUGAAACAAAUCAUUGUUGAAGCUUAUUGUAACAUCAUUACCAGUUCAGUAUGCAAGGCUAGUGGUUUCUGAUUCAAACACUAUUAAAAUGUCAUUAAUAAUAUCAA